Meloidogyne enterolobii is the source of this 773-nucleotide messenger RNA. The record is from the annotation of a GenBank genome assembly. NCBI's taxonomy places the organism in Eukaryota, Metazoa, Nematoda, Chromadorea, Rhabditida, Meloidogynidae.
AUGUCAAUUUCAAUUAAAUUACUAAUUCCAAUCUUUUUAUUUUCAAUUCUUUUACCUUCAAUUUUAAAUGUAAAAUUUCCUAACAAAGAAUAUCUUGAGUUUGUUGAGGAAUUUACUAAUAUAAAAAAAGAAGAAUUUUCUAAAUUUUUAAAUAAUUCUGUUUUUCUGAGAGAUUUGUUAACACAUAUUGACCAAUAUAUAGGGGAUUCUAAAUAUUUAAAAACAAAUCCAAAGCACUCUCAACUAAGACAAGCUAGAAUGGAAUUUUGGACAAAUUUUAGGGAGCAUUAUAAUUUAAUGCAAUACCGUGACCUUAUUGGACGUGCAUUAAUUGUAAAAGGAGCUAAAACUGAGGAAAUCGAAUAUAAACUUAAUAGAAUGAAAGAUAAAGAGGCACUCGAUAUAUUACGAGAUUACUAUGAAUAUUGUCAACAAAAAAUAAAAGAUAUUGAAAAAGAGAUGAACGAGAAGGCUAAUGUAGGUUUUGGGGGUUUAUACCCUUUCUCAAAAAAUAGAUAUAUAAAUUCAAACCAAAAUUUAGGUUUUCUAAUCUCCGGUAUCGGAUAUCCUUUUCUGUAUAUGUAUAUCCUUUUUCGGCGCCGUAAGCGAAAAUUUUUUAAAUUUAUAGUGGCCGAGAAACUAGAAAUCCUCGACGCUAAAAAAUGAAGUUUUUUCAAAAAUUCGAAAACUAAAAUCGAAAAUAUCACCCAAUUUUGGCAUCGUAAAUCGAAAAUCUAAAGUGAAACCUCGAAAAUCGAAAUUUUGAUACAGCU